GACAAAAGGGGGUUUAACUCUAUGAGUCCCGGAGUAGAGAGCUCCGUCAGGAUACUGGCACACUGAGCUCUGACAGAGAGGGUAUUAUUGCAUCAUUCACAGAUUAUAUGCCUGUUCUGCCUCUAGCUCUGCAAGAGGAUGUAACUGGACCUGAAUGAUUGCACUGGACUAUUAAAGACAGUAGAGAAAUCAACAUUCUGAGUGGUGGUGAAUAAGCAGGAAGGAUGCAGUGUGGUGUGAUGCUGUGUGUCCUGCUGCUGAUACUGUCCUGUAGUGCUGCAAACCAGAACAGAAGAAAAAACAGACAGAAGCCUGACAACAGUGUCAUGAAGAAUGAAGUCAAAACUCUGUUCUGUCCAGUGGAGUUGGCGUUUUUAGUGGACAGUUCAGAGAAAGCCACAAUGCUUCUGUUUGAGAGGCAGAGGGAGUUUGUGUUGCGCUUCAGCACCAGGCUGAUGCAGCUCCAGGUGUCUGGCUGGCGUUUGCGGGUGAGACUCGCCCUCCUUCAGUACAGCAGCAUAGUCUCAGUGGAGCACAACUUCCAGGACUGGCAGGACAUUGAAGUGUUCCACAGCCGAGUGGAUAACAUGAUCUACAUCGGCCAUGGCACCUACUCAGCUUACGCCAUCUCAAAUGCCACUCGGCUCUUCAAACGUGAGACUUCGCCCAGCAGCUUAAGAGCAGCGCUUCUGUUGACAGAUGGGGUGGACCACCCACGCAGCCCCAGUGCUGUAACUGCAGCCACAGAUGCCAAGAACCAUAACAUCCGUAUGUUUGUCAUUGGGCUGUCGGGAUCCACACGAGACAAGCAGGACAAUGGUAGACUGAGGUCCAUUGCCAGCGCACCGCCUCAGCAGCACCUGUUCAGCCUCACUGACCCACAGCUGGAUGACAAGCUCUUCAGGGAACUGAGUGAACUUGCGAACACAGUUUGUCCACAACCUAAAUCCUGCCAAUGUGAAAAAGGAGAGAGAGGUACUCCAGGAAAUCCAGGUAAACCAGGUGAUCCAGGAUUUGAUGGGCCUCCUGGUCCUAAAGGAUGUAAAGGAGAGGCAGGUUUCAAUGGACGUCCAGGAUUAGAGGGUCUGAGGGGAAGAUCAGGACUAAAAGGAGAAAAGGGCGGGAAAGGAGAAUGUGGCACCCCAGGGAUAAAAGGAGAUCAAGGCCCGAAUGGACCUCCAGGACCACGUGGACCACGAGGAGAUCAGGGACUGAGUGGUAAUCCUGGUGACUCUGGCCCUGAGGGCCCCAGUGGACCUAAAGGUGAGCGAGGACCUGGUGGACCCACCGGACCUCCAGGGGACCCAGGGGUUGGGUUUCCUGGUGUGAAGGGGGAGAAAGGUAGCCAAGGCAGACCUGGGCCAACUGGACCUGUUGGUAUCGGCGAGCCAGGAAUGCCUGGCCCACCAGGACCUACAGGAGUUCAAGGCAACCAAGGGUUUCCCGGAGAGGGUUUACAAGGACCGAAGGGUGACAGAGGAUUUGAGGGUCCUAAGGGUGCACGUGGACCUCCUGGAAUUAGCAUUAAGGGUGAUAAGGGUAAUACAGGGGAAAAAGGUUUACCUGGACUGAUGGGAUUUCCAGGAGUUGGGAUCCAGGGUGAAAAGGGAGACCUGGGACUCAUAGGACCACCUGGCCCUAGAGGCCCUCCUGGAGUGGGCAUUAUGGGCACUAAGGGUGAUCAGGGCUUUCCAGGAGAAUCUGGACUGCAAGGUGAAAGAGGAACAGGAGAACCAGGACCAAAAGGAGAACCAGGCAAAGAUGGAGCACCUGGUAUUCCUGGUAUCCCAGGUGAAGAUGGAUCCGUGGGUCCAAAGGGUGAGAUGGGUUUACCUGGUGUUCGAGGUCCAGAGGGCUCACCUGGGAAAGGGAUUCCUGGUGAGAAGGGGGAAAGAGGGGAUAAAGGACAGAGGGGUCUCCCAGGAAGUGCUGGAGCAGCAGGACCCCCAGGGGCCAAGGGAGAACCAGGAAGUUUAGGUAUGAUGGGCUUACCUGGACCUCCGGGUCGAGGAUUACCUGGUUCAAAGGGUGAGCCAGGACCUGCAGGCUCCCCGGGUCCUGUUGGAGAGCCAGGUGUCGGGACUACAGGCCCUAAGGGUGACAGAGGAAGUCCAGGACCAGUGGGGCCACAAGGAAUGAAGGGGGAGGGUUACCCCGGACCACAAGGUCUUCCAGGGUUGCCUGGGCCACCAGGUGAAGCUGGACCUGAAGGACAAGGAAUUCCUGGACCAAAGGGAGACCGGGGCUUAUCUGGAGUGACUGGCCCUUCAGGUCCUCCAGGAAUUGGACUGAUGGGACUAAAGGGUGCAGUUGGCCAACCUGGUGCUCCUGGUCUUCCAGGACCUCCAGGAGAGGGAAUUCAGGGUCCCAAGGGAGAUCCUGGGUUUCAAGGGCCCCCUGGCCCUAGAGGGCCUCCAGGUGAUGGACUGCUAGGAGAGAAGGGUGACAGGGGCCUAGCAGGGGAACGUGGGAGAAAAGGAGAGAGAGGAGAACAUGGAAUGCCUGGACAAACAGGAGUCAAGGGAAAACAAGGAGAGAAGGGAGAGCCUGGCCUAUCUCGAGACCAGGUGAUCAGAAUAAUCCGUGAAAUAUGUGGAUGUGGUCUGAAAUGCAGGACGAGUCCUCUGGAGCUGGUCUUUAUCAUUGACAGCUCAGAGAGUAUAGGUCCAGAGAACUUUGAGUUGGUGAAGGAUUUUGUGAACACACUGAUCGAUCGCUUGUCCGUGAGCCAUGAAGCCACACGUGUUGGGGUGGUGCUCUUCAGUCACGUGGAUGUGGUUGUGACCAGUUUACAACAGCUGUCCAACCGGGAAAGCAUCAAAGCUGCUGUGCGCAGGAUGCCGUACCUAGGCGAGGGCACUUUCAGUGGUAGUGCUAUCCGCCAGGCCACCCAGCUGUUCCGAGCAGCACGGCCGGGUGUAAGAAAGAUUGCGGUCGUGCUGACAGACGGUCUGGCCGACAAGCGGGAUUCAGUGAGGCUGAAGGAUGCUGCGGAAGAGGCUCACAAUGCUGCGAUUGAAAUCUUCGUGGUUGGCAUCAUGAACAGCAGUGACGCCCAGUAUGCAGAGUUUAAGAAUGAGAUGAACAUUUUGGCAUUUGAUCCUGAUGAAGAUUAUGUCUACUUGAUUGAUGACUUCAUGAAACUGCAAACACUUGAGAGUAAACUGCUGAGUCAGAUCUGUGAGAAUGAUGAUGGAAUGCUCUUCAGCCCAAACGGCAAAACAUUCCCUCCAUUUGGUUCUGAGCCAGUUCCAGACAGAACUGAGGCUCCCACCAGGAAUUAUUUCAUCACAGAGGGAAAAGAGGCUGCACUUCCAACUGAGUUUGAGACCACUUCUUCUCCAGAUGACUAUGACGAGAUGCAUAUUAACAACAACAACAACAGGAUGCCCUUUGUUGAUGAGUCUUUAAAUGAGCUUCCUAAGGUGACAGAUGUCCCAGUUGGAGAUAGGACAAGACAAUACUCCAUCUCAUUAGUGGGACCCCAGACGCCCAUAAACUGGCGGCCUGUUCCAGAAAUUAUCCCAGCUCCACGAACUCUACCUCCACCGGUCCUUCAGCCUAACACCUUCAUGAAAGAGGUAGGCUGUAGGCUGGGAUUGGAUCCUGGGCCAUGUAGGGAGUACAGGGUGAUGUGGUACUACGACCCAGAGGCCAAUGCGUGCGCACAGUUCUGGUAUGGUGGCUGCCAAGGCAACAGCAAUCGUUUCGAGACGGAAGACCUUUGUCAAAACACUUGUGUGCAGACAUAACACCCUCACUGUGAAGCGCAUGCCUCGACUUUGCAAUCAUGCACUAUGCAGAUACAUUUUCAUGGUCGUACAUGUGUUUUAUGAGAACAGUAAGGAAUCCUACUGCACUGACUGUGGAUUAGAUUUGUCCUUUGGGCCAACACUAUUUUAAAUAAUGUUUACUAGACUAAUGCUUCUCCAUUUUCUAGAGAAUAAUAUGUAUAUUAAAAGUACCAUAUUUUUUCCUAGUCGCACUGAAUGUUUUACGAAUUUCUUAAUUUUUUUAUAUUCCUUCCACAGAAAUAGUAAAUAUUUCUGUUAAUUGUGAUUUCUGUUAAAGGACAUCCAACAUGUAGAGUUACAUGUUUAUUUCUUCAUGUGAACAGAUUUGGAGAAAGUUAGCAUAUGCAUCACUUGCUCACCAGUGUAUCCUCUGCAGUGAAUGGGUGCCAUCAGAAUGAAAGUCCAAACAGCUGGAAAAAACAACACAAUACUCCACACCACCCCAGUCUAUCAAUUAGCUAACUAAAUUUCCCCAGAUCUGUUCACAUGAAGAAACUAAUUCAUCUACAUCCUUGAACUCCACCAUUUCUUCUGCUCAAAGUGGAAAAAAGAGGUGCUAGUACAUCCCUUGUUUUCAUAAAAUAAAUGAGUCAAUACAUAUAUUUUUAUUUAAUUUUAAAUUUACAUACAUUUAUUUUUAUUUCAACCAAACCUAGUCUAAAGUUCUGCUAAAUUGUGCCUACCCCAUCAAACUCCACAAGUGUCUGCCUCUCUAAAUCCAUGAUUAUCUUAAUGAUUUGCAAUGUGAGUAUCAUAAAGUAUGUAAAUACAUUAAUAUUGUAUAAACCAGGCUUAAAUGUAACGAUACAAUAUGCAACAGGAGGUCCCUGCUUUAUGUUAGUGGAAAGCAUUGCACAAAAUGACUAAUAAUGUGUACAGCAUAAGCCCACUUUUAGCACUGAUCAUGACAAAAUCAUUUAAGUAGUCACUGCUCUUUCUAAGUGCAUGCAUAUUUAAAAUGCAAAAAGACUAACAUUAAAAAUCUGUGUUAAAAUAUUAUGCAAAGUAUUGUAUGUUAAAUUUGUGUUAUAUUGUAUGAUUAACGUCAUUUCCUUCAAUUAUUUCAACAAUGUUCAUCCAUGUUUAAUUAUUCAUGUUUCCUUUAAUGACUCCAACAAUGAAACCAACAAUUUUCUUGCCUUUACUAGUAUUUUUUAUAUUUAGACCACUGUGUUUCCAAAGCUGUUAUUAAUGUUUCGGGCAAUAAAGUAGUUAGUCUUUGUAAAACCUGUUUUAAUAUUUAUAGAACAAUAAUUAUAACAUGAUUUAUAUUUAAUGGUACAU
Cyprinus carpio (common carp) is the source of this 5078-nucleotide messenger RNA. RefSeq lists its product as uncharacterized. Lineage: Eukaryota; Metazoa; Chordata; Actinopteri; Cypriniformes; Cyprinidae. The record is from RefSeq and is a predicted model, not a curated record. Gene Ontology annotation, molecular function: serine-type endopeptidase inhibitor activity. Gene Ontology annotation, cellular component: basement membrane.